AUGGAGGAUAAUUGCAGCGCUUACUCGAAGCAGCUUCUACACGACUUUCACGGGGCCUUCGAUCAACGACUUUUCGCGCAGUUUCAAGAUGAUUCACAGCAAUUGGUAGUCGCCGUUCAGCAAUUCCACGAUCAAUUUCUGCGCGACCAAAAGAAGAUAAAACUUCUGAAUCGACGAAUCGAGGAAUUAGAGGAAGAGGCUUUAAAAUGCAAGGACGUCACACGCAAGCUGGAUCACGAGUUGAAAGAUGCAAGAAGUCAGUUUGCGGCACAACUCGAGGAGAAUCGCCUUCUCAAACUACGCAACGGCAAAGCUUUCAAGGCGGAGCUGAAUCAAAGCUUGCGCUGUACUUCAAGAUUUGCACAAAACAAGGCCAAUGACUUCUCACAAGAGGCAACGCAGACGAGUGAUGACUGCACAACAGGCUCAGAAGAGAACCUCCUUGAGCAACCCCGUCGGCUCGCUCGUCUCAACGCUACACCUAAGAAGAGGGCAACAAAAAGACGAUCACGCUCGGUCCACAUUGGAGAAUUUGCGAAUAGCACAUCGGCUGCUCAAGAAAUCACUCCAAAAGCAGUCAAUUAUCAGAUAUCUGGAGCAAUCAGAGCAAUCGCAGAUCGGAGUCAAAGCAUUGAAAAUCUCGACAGCAGACAACUUGCAUGUCAGCAUGUUUCAAACGUCAUAGACGACAGCAUCCUUCAAAAGAAUAAACCAAUCAUGCGUGUCGGCUCUCGUCGGAAUUGGACAUACGGCCGGCCAAUUGAAGAACGUCAACACAAAUUUGUCAAAGCUUCGAUCAUCAAGAUGACUACAUGUGAUUUUUGCUAUGGCCCGAUCUAUUUGACCGGUCGAGCCUCGCUUCGAUGCAGCGAUUGCCAACAAUUUACCCACGAGGCUUGCAAAGCACAAUUGUCGAUUCCUUGUGUGCCACGCGCUCCAAAGACUCCGAUGAAAAACCGAAUGGACGGUGUACGAAUUCAAGACUAUUGCCCGGCUUCAGCGCCGAUGAUCCCCUACCCAAUCAUUCACUGCGUUGUGGCACUUGAACGACGAGGUGCACUCAAUCAAGACGGCCUCUAUCGUGUCGCUGGUAAAAAACAACAGGCUAUUCGUUUAUUGCAAUUACUGAAGACUUCGCGUGGCGUUCCAAAGAUGGACCUUUUCGAGAACGAUGUGAUAGCUGAUUGUAUCAAAGAUUUUCUGCGAGAAUUCAGGGAUCCGUUGAUUCCAAGAACUUCACGCACUGAGUUCAUCGAGGCGGCUACAAAGAAAAACCACGUCGCGUUAAACAAGGCGAUCGCCGAUCUGCCACAACCACACCGGGACACACUCGCUUUUCUCUGCAUUCAUUGGCAAAAGGUGGUCGCCAGAAAAGAUGCGAAUAAGAUGAGUGUAGAAAACUUGGCUCGAUUCGUCUCUCAAUCUGUCUUGGGCCCUGACCUCAGAAGUACCAACAUUGCCGCCACUCAUCUUGAAGCCAGACGCUGUGUUACUCUUCUUGUUACGCUUUUAUCCAAAGCGACGAAAGAAUGGGAAGAGAUAUUAAACCCAAUGACAAGCAUAGCCACGCCAAGCGUUUAUUCGAAAGAGUUCUUGCAUGUGGAUGUCAGCAUCCUGGGGCCAAUCACGAACGAUGAUCCUAGCGAUUCGCCGACUCCAAAGCGAGCUCGUCAAAAGAAACUUUUCGAUGAUCCUUUU
Mesorhabditis belari is the source of this 1698-nucleotide messenger RNA. The record is from the annotation of a GenBank genome assembly. NCBI's taxonomy places the organism in Eukaryota, Metazoa, Nematoda, Chromadorea, Rhabditida, Rhabditidae.